AUGGGAAAUGGCUCGAUGAAGCUGAACCCUCUAAAGCAGGUCAGUGGAUCGGCCAAAUCCAAAAACAAUGGAGAAUCAAGCUUGGUCCCUCAAGUCCUCAGAGUACGUGUGGAAGAAUUAGAGACUCAUCUGAAGAAGAAGGAUGAAGACCUGAAUGCCAAAGAGCUUCAGAUCAAGCAUCUGGAGGAGCAGCUGGCCCAGCAGAAGCAGACCCUCUCUGAGAUCUCUGACACGUUAAGGAGCAAGUGUCUCCAGCUCAACAAGCUUCAGGACGCUCUGAAGAGUCAAGGGGAGCUGGGCCUCCUGCCCUCACCCCUCAAGGAGAAAGUCAGUCAAGGUCUCACAGGCCUGCUCAGAGAAACACUCAACAGGAGAAAAGGAGCAAAAGCUGGAGUAUCAGCAGAGCCUUCAUCCAGAACGUAUGAUUCCAGUGGGAUUCCAAAGUUCUACUUCGAGAGCGCACGAGUCUGGAAAGAGCAGAGUGUAAAGAAGCUCCUGACAGAUGCUCUGAAUAAGAACCAGUAUCUGAGGAGACUGGAAGUGCAGCAGGUCAAAGACAUGGUCGAAUGUAUGUAUGAACGGACCUACCAGCAGGGAGAGUAUGUCAUCAAACAAGGAGAGCCUGGAAACCACUUGUUUGUGCUUGCAGAUGGCAAGCUGGACGUCUAUCAGCACAACAAACUGCUCACAUCAAUAGCAGUCUGGACCACGUUUGGUGAACUGGCCAUCUUGUACAAUUGCACCAGGACUGCAUCAGUCAAAGCGGCCAGCAAUGUGAAGACAUGGGCUCUGGAUCGAGAAGUCUUCCACAACAUCAUGCGCAUGACUGCCGAGGCUCGACACGAGCAAUACCGCAACUUCCUGAGAAGUGUUUCACUUCUUGCCAGUCUUCCUGGGGACAAGCUAACAAAGAUUGUGGACUGCUUAGAGGAGUAUUAUAAUAAAGGAGAUUACAUCAUCCGGGAGGGAGAGGAAGGAAACACCUUUUAUAUAAUUGCCAAUGGAAAGAUUAAAGUCACACAGAGCACACAGGAUCAUGAAGAGCCUCAGAUCAUCAACACCUUGGGGAAGGGGGAUUAUUUCGGAGAGAAGGCCCUCAUCAGUGAUGAUGUGAGAUCUGCAAAUAUAAUCGCAGAAGAGGAUGGUGUGGAGUGCCUUGUGAUCGAUCGAGAAACUUUCAGUCAGACUGUUGGAACUUUUGACGAGCUUAAGAAGUAUCUUCAGAGCUAUGUCGAUAGUUUGGCACGAGAUGAUAAGAAAAGAAAUGCUAAGAGGUCAGGAAGCUGCACUCCACCCAACACACCAGUGUCACAUGACAUGAUCGAGCUAAAGGAGAGAGAGAGCAGCUUUGCAUCCACUAUACCCUUCACCUGCCUUGAGGCUAUUGCCACUCUGGGAGUCGGAGGCUUUGGCAGAGUUGAACUGGUGAAACUGAAGAAUGAAAAUGUGACAUUUGCUCUAAAAUGCAUCAAGAAACGGCACAUUGUGGAUAACAGACAAGAAGAGCACAUUUACUCUGAGAGGAGGAUCUUGCUGGAGACAAACUGUCCUUUCAUUGUGAAAAUGUAUCGCACAUACAAAGACAACAAGUAUGUGUACAUGCUGCUGGAGGCCUGUCUGGGUGGAGAGAUUUGGAGUCUUCUGAGGGACAGGGGGAGUUUUGAAGAGUACACUGCAAAGUUCUGCGUGGGCUGUGUAACAGAGGCUUUUGACUAUCUGCAUAAUAAUGGCAUCAUAUACAGAGACCUAAAGCCUGAGAAUCUGAUGCUGGACACAGAUGGAUACGUCAAGUUGGUGGAUUUUGGCUUUGCCAAGAAGCUGAAGUGUGGCCAGAGGACAUGGACAUUCUGUGGGACUCCAGAGUAUGUGGCGCCUGAGAUCAUCCUCAAUAAAGGCCACGGGCUUAGUGUCGACUUCUGGUCUUUAGGAAUCCUGAUAUUUGAACUUCUUACUGGAAGCCCGCCUUUUACUGGCUCAGAUCAGAUGAUUAUAUAUACAUUCAUUCUGAAAGGAAUUGAGAAGAUGGACUUCCCGAAAAAGAUCACCAAGAGGCCAGGUGACCUUAUUCGAAAGCUGUGCAGACAAAACCCUUCAGAGCGACUGGGCAACCUGAAGAAUGGAAUAACUGAUAUUAAAAAGCACAGAUGGUUUACAGGUUUUAGCUGGAGUGGUCUGAAAGCCCGAAAUCUGAUAUCACCACUUAAAAGAGAGGUGAAGGGACCCACUGACCACAGUUACUUUGAUAGUUAUCCUCCUGAAGAAGAAAUCCCUCCAGAUGAAAUGUCAGGCUGGGACACAGACUUCUAA
Molecule: messenger RNA, 2307 nt
Organism: Danio rerio (zebrafish)
Lineage: Eukaryota; Metazoa; Chordata; Actinopteri; Cypriniformes; Danionidae
Gene: prkg2
Product: protein kinase cGMP-dependent 2
Molecular function (GO): nucleotide binding; protein kinase activity; protein serine/threonine kinase activity
Source: RefSeq, marked provisional